This is a messenger RNA of Exophiala bonariae, 651 nucleotides long. RefSeq lists its product as uncharacterized. Bases 1 to 651 code for a protein of 216 amino acids. NCBI's taxonomy places the organism in Eukaryota, Fungi, Ascomycota, Eurotiomycetes, Chaetothyriales, Herpotrichiellaceae. Gene Ontology annotation, cellular component: cytoplasm; mitochondrial matrix. Gene Ontology annotation, biological process: intracellular iron ion homeostasis; iron-sulfur cluster assembly. Gene Ontology annotation, molecular function: ferrous iron binding; 2 iron, 2 sulfur cluster binding. The record is from RefSeq and is a predicted model, not a curated record. The transcript has 2 exons.
AUGAUGUCUCGGAGAGCUCUUCUAAGCGUUCCGCGCAUUAUCACCACAUCGGUCCAACCCUCCGUCCGCCCUUCACUCGCAUCACCACUUUUAAGGCCUGCUGCCACACAACCAUCACAACGAAGAUCAUAUCAUGAGAAGGUUUUGGACCACUAUUCAAAACCUAGAAAUGUCGGAAGCAUGAAUAAAAACGACUCCGACGUCGGAACCGGUCUUGUCGGCGCCCCAGCCUGUGGUGAUGUCAUGAAGCUCCAGAUCAAAGUCGACCCCAACAACCAGACCAUCGCAGAUGUGAAGUUCAAGACUUUCGGCUGCGGAUCGGCAAUUGCAUCGUCAUCGUAUUUGACGGAAUUGGUACGCGGCAUGACUCUCGAGCAAGCCGGAAAGAUCAAAAAUACGCAGAUAGCCAAGGAGCUCUGUCUCCCCCCGGUUAAGCUCCAUUGCUCGAUGCUUGCUGAGGAUGCUAUCAAGUCUGCCAUCAAAGACUAUACCCGCAAAAGUAUGCAGUAUCUUAUCACAGGUGAUGAGCAAUUGACUAAUUAUCUUCCAGACCCUCGUGCUAAGGCAACUGAUUUGGGAUCUGCAUCAACGAUGCCAAAGAUUGAAAUCGAAAAGGUAACCACGACAGCAGGCGCAAGUGCAACAGUAUAA